UAUGUAAUACAUUUUAAAACAAGUUAGCGUUUCCAUAAUUUGUUCAUUCCCACCUGUUUACGUAGUUUGUCCUUCGGUCAAUAAAGUGAUCGCAUAAAAUAGCUAGUGGUAGGUUAUAGUAGUAGGUAAUAUCGAACCGUACGUAAAGUACGUACUUUCAUCGUAAGAUAGUAUUGUAGAUUUUUAGAAUACCCGAUCUUAUGUGUCUAGAAAUCUAGAGUUGUAAAGUUGUACUGCUAUGAUCGUACCUUACGUAGUGUUUUCUUAUGAAGUUAAAUAUUAAUUGAUCCGAUAAAUAUAUUGUCAGUGUUUAAUAUACAUUAUAUUAUUAGUCUCGGCUCAUCAAUGGCAACGAAGGUGACCUAUUCCUGGAUUAUAUAUUCAUGUUUAGUUUCCGGAUCUGGAAUUUUGUGUGACAGAAAACUCGAAAGACGACAAGCUGUAUCAUCUUGCUCAGUAAACACUGACGAUAAGUUUUAUUGUUCAAAUGGACUGUGUAUCGAAUCGUCGUGGGUUUGUGAUGGUCGUAAGGAUUGUUCAGAUGGUUCAGACGAGACUACAGAGUUGUGUGCUCUUUACGAAUAUGGAACCACGGGUUGCGGUAGAGUUGAAUUUUUCGACUUUAGUGGAAAAGCAGUUUUUGGAAAAGCACAUUGGAAUGUUGGAAUAUAUCGAUUUGAAAAUUUAAAUUAUCAAUAUUUAUGUCACGGAUCAAUUAUUGCUCCAAAUGUAGUCAUAUCUAGGGCUGAAUGUUUUUUUUAUCCCAAUAUGUUAAAUACGAAAAUAUCAGUACCAUAUGGAAAACUCAAAGUUGCUGUAGGAAAAUAUAAUUUGAAUUUUUCAAAAAUUGACAAUGAAUAUACUCAAAUAUUGAAUGUGGAAACAAUAUACAUAAAGGAAAGUUAUAAUGGAAAAGAAGGGUCAUAUGCUGAAGAUAUAGCUGUUAUUGUGUUAGAAAACAAAGGUUUGAUUACCAGUGAUGUUUCACCAAUAUGUAUCGAUUGGAAUGGAAAAUAUAUGGUACACAAUGGAGAUAUAGGAAGGAUUUUCGUUUUUGAAGAAGUGGUAAAUGGGAUAGAAAAUUCUGUUUUAUUAGAAAGAUUUGUUCAAUUCAUCGACACCAGCAAUUGUCAAAAAAAUUUUUCAACCAAAUAUAAACACUUACUGACUUUUGAUAAGUUUUGUACAACUUUUUAUUCAAGAAAAGAAGCAGGUUUCCUAGAUAGUGGAGCAGGCAUAGGUUUUGUACACUCUAAUUCUUAUUUUUUAACCGGGAUGAUGAUUAUGAGGCAUGCAAGAUUAAACGGUACAAUCGCAGGUUUUGUGGACAUUAGAUUCUAUGUUCAAUGGAUUCGUGGAAUUUUAAACAAACAUUUCACAGAUAAUUCAUGCGUUUUACCAACUGUCGUAGGAGUUAUAUAUUCCUAUGAGGGUUCUAAUGAAAUUUUAUCUCAUGGGAAAUUAAUUAAUCUUCAUCGUACUGUUAUUGAAAAGUGUGAACAAGGAUAUUAUAAGGCUCAUCCCAUAGGUUUUAGAUUUUGUCAGGGAAAAGGAAAAUGGUUAUCGAAUACUGAGAAAUUGUGUUUCAAAAUGUGUCCACCUCUAAUAUCAGAUAGUUUAGAUAUUAAAUGUAGUCAUAAUAGUAAGUAUGCUAAUUGUUCAAACUUAUCGAUACCUGAUACAAUAGCAACAGCAUCAUGUAAGCCAUUCUAUACUGCACUAAUCUCACAAGAAGAUACUCAGCUUGAAUUAAAUUGUCAGGCUAAUGGGUUGUGGAAUAAACAACUGAAUAGAUGCAAUCCAAUUUGUGGUAGAGUAUAUAUCAUAAACCAAGUGUUGAUCAACAAUGGUAAAAAAGCACUUGUUGGUACGGCACCUUGGAAUGUUGGAAUAUAUCAAUUAAAUAAAAAAAAAACAAAUUAUAACUUGAUAUGUGGAGGAUCAAUUAUUGCACCAAAUUUGGUCAUUUCUGCGGCUCAUUGUUUUUGGAAAAAAGCUAUGUUAUCUAAGAAAAUAUCAAUAACGGAUGGUCUAUACAAAAUUGCUGUUGGAAAAUAUGAUAGAAAUUUUACAAUAAUCGACAAUGAAUUUACUCAAAUAAUAAAUGUGGAAACGAUUCACCUGAAAGAAGGUUAUUAUGGACCUACUGGGUUUCAUGCUGAAGAUAUAGCUAUUAUUGUAUUAGAAAACCUAGUUUCUUUUAGUAAUGGCGUUUCACCUGUUUGUAUCGAUUGGAAUGGUGAAUACAAUGUGGCCAAUGGAGACCAAGGAAAGAUUGUUGGUUGGGGAAAAACAGAAAAAGGAAUUUCAAGUCCUAUUUUAUUAGAAGCAUCUUUACCAUACAUCGACCAUAGUACUUGCCGGGAUAUGUAUACAAAUGGAUUUGAAUUAUUUAUGACUGUUGAUAAGUUUUGUGCCGGUUCUACAUUGGGAAAUGGAGCAGAUUUCGCAGAUAGUGGAGCAGGCAUAAGCUUUCUACACUCUAAUUCUUAUUUUUUAACCGGGAUGCUGAAUAUGAGGAUUGCAGAUUCAAACAGUGCAAUCGCAGGUUUUUUGGACAUUAGAUUCUAUAUUCAAUGGAUUCGUGGAAUUUUAAACAAACAUUUUACAGAGAAUUCAUGCGUUUUACCAACUGUCGAAGGAGUUAUAUAUUCUUAUGAAGGUUCUAAUGAGAUUUUAUCUCAUGGGACAUUAAUUAAACGUCAUCGUACUGUUAUUGAGAAGUGUGAACAUGGAUAUCAUAAGGCUUAUCCCAUAGGUUUUAGAUUUUGUCGAGGAAAAGGAAAAUGGUUAUCGAAUACUGAGAAAUUGUGUUUCAAAAUGUGUCCAUCUCUAAUAUCAGAUAGUUUAGAUAUUAAAUGUAGUCACAAUGGUAAGUAUACUAAUUGUUCAAAUUUAUCGAUACCUGAUACAAUAGCAAAAACAUCAUGUAAGCCAUUCUAUACUGCACCAAUUUCACAAGAAGAUACUCCGCUUGAAUUAAAUUGUCAGGCUAAUGGAACGUGGAAUAAGCAACUGUAUAGAUGUAAUCCAAAUUGCGGUAGAGUAUAUAUCAUAAGCCAAGUGUUGAUCAACAAUGGUAAAAAAGCACUUGUUGGUACGGCAUCUUGGAAUGUUGGAAUAUAUCAAUUAAAUAAAAAAAAAACCAAUUAUGACUUGAUAUGUGGAGGAUCAAUUAUAGCACCAAAUUUGGUCAUUUCUGCGGCUCAUUGUUUUUGGAAAAAAGCUUUGUUAUCUAAGAAAAUAUCAGUAACGGAUGGUCUAUACAAAAUCGCUGUUGGAAAAUAUGAUAGAAAUUUUACGAUAAUUGACAAUGAAUUUACUCAAAUAAUAAAUGUGGAAACAAUUCACCUGAAAGAAGGUUAUUAUGGAGCUAAUGGGUUUUAUGCUGAAGAUAUAUCAAUUAUUGUGUUACAAGACCGAGUUUCUUUUAGUAAUGGUGUUUCACCUGUUUGUGUCGAUUGGAAUGGUAAAUACAAUGUGGUCAAUGGAGACAAAGGAAAGAUUGUUGGUUGGGGAAAAACAGAAAAAGGAAUUUCAAGUCCUAUUUUAUUAGAAGCAUCUUUACCAUACAUCGACCAUAGUACUUGCCGGAAUAUGUAUACAAAUGGAUUUGAAUUAUUUAUGACCGUUGAUAAGUUUUGUGCCGGUUCUACAUUGGAUUGCGGUAGAGUAUAUAUCAUAAACCAAGUGUUGAUCAACAAUGGUAAAAAAGCACUUGUUGGUACGGCACCUUGGAAUGUUGGAAUAUAUCAAUUAAAUAAAAAAAAAACCAAUUAUGACUUGAUUUGUGGAGGAUCAAUUAUUGCACCAAAUUUGGUCAUUUCUGCGGCUCAUUGUUUUUGGAAAAAAGCUAUGUUAUCUAAGAAAAUAUCAAUAACGGAUGGUCUAUAUAAAAUCGCUGUUGGAAAAUAUGAUAGAAAUUUUACGAUAAUUGACAAUGAAUUUACUCAAAUAAUAAAUGUGGAAACGAUUCACCUGAAAGAAGGUUAUUAUGGAGCUGAUGGGUUUCAUGCUGAAGAUAUAUCAAUUAUUGUGUUACAAGAACGAGUUUCUUUUAGUAAUGGUGUCUCACCUGUUUGUAUCGAUUGGAAUGGUAAAUACAAUGUGGUCAAUGGAGACCAAGGAAAGAUUGUUGGUUGGGGAAUAACAGAAAAAGGAAUUUCAAGUCCUAUUUUAUUAGAAGCAUCUUUACCAUACAUCGACCAUAGUACAUGCCGGAAUAUGUAUACAAAUGGAUUUGAAUUAUUUAUGACUGUUGAUAAGUUUUGUGCCGGUUCUACAUUGGUUUCAGAACAAGGAGUGAGUAAGGGAGAUAGCGGUGCAGGAUUAUGCUUUUUCCAUUCUGAUUCUUAUUAUUUAACUGGAGUAGUAAGUAUCAAGGAUCCAAAUACAACUAAUUCGAUCGCAGUUUUUACAGAAGUUAAGUACCACAUUCAAUGGAUUCGUGGACUGUUUAACAAAUAUAAUUAAGUCCAAUAAGUUUAUGGCAAUGUUAAUAAAAUAAUUUCCAAUUGUAUGAAUUAAAGCAAUAUUAAAAAUUGUAAAUAAUUAUAAAAAUAGGGAUUCACUUAUAUGUAACAAUUUUUAAAAGUUCAUAAAAUUGUUCAUUUAAAUUGAUCGUAAUAUGUACGUAUGGUUUAAUACAUAUGUAGUACCUAAGUAUUAUACAGGUAAAUGUAUUGAAUGGUAAUAAAUUGAAGUUUUUAGCGUACUUAUACCAAUA
Acyrthosiphon pisum (pea aphid) is the source of this 4726-nucleotide messenger RNA. RefSeq lists its product as uncharacterized. The record is from RefSeq and is a predicted model, not a curated record. Lineage: Eukaryota; Metazoa; Arthropoda; Insecta; Hemiptera; Aphididae. Gene Ontology annotation, molecular function: protein binding; serine-type endopeptidase activity. The transcript has 27 exons. Gene Ontology annotation, biological process: proteolysis. Bases 346 to 4473 code for a protein of 1375 amino acids.